This is a messenger RNA of Scaptodrosophila lebanonensis, 469 nucleotides long. It is a transcript of the gene Irbp18, whose product is annotated as CCAAT/enhancer-binding protein gamma. Lineage: Eukaryota; Metazoa; Arthropoda; Insecta; Diptera; Drosophilidae. The record is from RefSeq and is a predicted model, not a curated record. Gene Ontology annotation, biological process: regulation of transcription by RNA polymerase II; DNA-templated transcription. Bases 50 to 388 code for a protein of 112 amino acids. Gene Ontology annotation, molecular function: DNA-binding transcription factor activity, RNA polymerase II-specific; RNA polymerase II cis-regulatory region sequence-specific DNA binding. The transcript has 3 exons.
GUGUUGUAUUUCACAAGUAGCUACAUUUUCAGAUUGGGAAAAUUAGAGUAUGCCAGCAAGGAGAAGAACUGCAGCGGCGUCAACCAGUCCACGGAGCGACGAUCCACAAUAUCAGUUGAAAAGACAAAAAAAUAAUGAAGCAGUUCAACGCACCCGGGAAAAGACGAGGAAGUCUGCCGAAGAACGCAAAAAACGUAUUGAAGAGCUAAAGAUGGAGAACAUAAAGCUGAAAGCUAAAAUACAGCAGCAGGAGUCGAAUAUAUCUAUGCUGAGAAGCUUGAUCAUAAAGGGCGUAAAAACUGGAGAUCAAGAUCGUGUAAUUCACGAGAUACUUCAAGGCUCGUCUGAUGACGAUGAAGACGAGCAAAAUGACUUAACGACGAGUUGAUUUUAAUUUAUAUUUUACUCAUAGGGUUAUUUUAGAAAUAUAUUUAAUACAUAUGCAAAUACAUAUGUACAUACAUGUGCA